Bubalus bubalis (water buffalo) is the source of this 669-nucleotide messenger RNA. Its product is annotated as interferon alpha-H. Gene Ontology annotation, molecular function: cytokine activity; type I interferon receptor binding. Gene Ontology annotation, biological process: positive regulation of peptidyl-serine phosphorylation of STAT protein; B cell differentiation; defense response. The coding region runs from base 1 to 570 and encodes 189 amino acids. NCBI's taxonomy places the organism in Eukaryota, Metazoa, Chordata, Mammalia, Artiodactyla, Bovidae. Gene Ontology annotation, cellular component: extracellular region. The record is from RefSeq and is a predicted model, not a curated record. The transcript has a single exon.
AUGGCCCCAGCCUGGUCCUUCCUCCUGGCCCUGCUGCUGCUCAGCUGCAACGCCAUCUACUCUCUGGGCUGCCACCUGCCUCACACCCACAGCCUGGCCAACAGGAGGGUCCUGAUGCUCCUGCGACAACUGAGGAGGGUCUCCCCUUCCUCCUGCCUGCAGGACAGAAAUGACUUCGCAUUCCCCCAGGAGGCGCUGGGUGGCAGCCAGUUACAGAAGGCUCAGGCCAUCUCUGUGCUCCACGAGGUGACCCAGCACACCUUCCAGCUUUUCAGCACAGAGGGCUCGGCCACCACGUGGGACCAGAGCCUCCUGGACAAGCUCCGCGCUGCACUGGAUCAGCAGCUCACUGACCUGCAAGCCUGUCUGAGGCAGGAGGAGGGGCUGCGAGGGGCUCCCCUGCUCAAGGAGGACUCCAGCCUGGCUGUGAGGAAAUACUUCCACAGACUCACUCUCUAUCUGCGAGAGAAGAGACACAGCCCUUGUGCCUGGGAGGUUGUCAGAGCACAAGUCAUGAGAGCCUUCUCUUCCUCAACAAACUUGGAGGAGAGAUUCAGGAGAAAGGACUGACACACACCUGGUUCAACACGGAAAUGAUUCUCAUGGACCAACAGACCACACUUCCUCCUGCGCUGCCAUGUCAAGGACUCUCAUUUCUGCUGUCAUUGC